Messenger RNA from Hippocampus zosterae (dwarf seahorse), 1807 nucleotides. It is a transcript of the gene eif4h, whose product is annotated as eukaryotic translation initiation factor 4h. The record is from RefSeq and is a predicted model, not a curated record. The coding region runs from base 101 to 907 and encodes 268 amino acids. Gene Ontology annotation, molecular function: RNA binding. NCBI's taxonomy places the organism in Eukaryota, Metazoa, Chordata, Actinopteri, Syngnathiformes, Syngnathidae. The transcript has 7 exons.
GCGUGACGUCAAGGCCCCCCUUGUGGCCCCGCCCCCCACAGAACACGCACACACACACACACACACGCGCGCACACACCGACACACACACGGGAGCAGUAAUGGCGGACUACGACUUCGAUGAUCGGGACCGGGCCUAUAGCAGCUUCGGCGGCAACAGAGGCCCCCGCAGCGGAGGCGGCGGCCCCCCCGGAGGUCGGCGCAUGAAGGAGCUUCCCUCGGAGCCGCCCUACACCGCCUACGUGGGCAACCUGCCGCCAAACACGGUCCAGGGAGACCUGGACAGGAUCUUCAAGGACCUCAGCAUACGCAGCGUACGACUCGUGCGCGACAAAGAGACCGACAAGUUCAAAGGUUUCUGUUACGUGGAGUUUGACGAUCUGGACUCGCUGAAGGAGGCCUUGGCGUACAACGGCGCCGAUUAUGGCACCGGGUCACUUCGGGUGGACAUCGCGGAGGGGCGAAGACAAGCGCAAAGGGGCAGCGGCUUUGGCUUUCCCAAAGACGACGCUCGAGGCCAAGGAGGACAUCGAGGAGGCGGCCCCCGAGGAGGACGCGAUGACUUUGCGGAUCAGCCCGGUGGAGGUGCGACCAAUCAGAUGGCAGGUUUCAGAGACGACGACUACUCGGGAGGGCGGAGUCGGGGAGGCGGCCGCGGAGGCGACAGGCGAGGCGCGGCCGGCGCCAGCGGCGGCGGGAUGGGUCGCUACAGGGACGGGCCGCCUCGCGGAGGCAUGUCGGACUUCAGGGAACCAUCUGACGAGGAGCGAGCCCAGAGGCCGCGUCUGCAGUUGAAGCCUCGGACGGUGUCGGAGCCCCUCAACCAGGUGGCCAACCCCAACUCCGCCAUCUUUGGGGGCGCCAAGCCGCGAGAGGAGGUGAUUUCCCGGGAAAAAGCUCAAGACUGAAGGGGGGCGGGAGGGGGCGGGGCGGGCUUGACCGGCAGCCAACUCCAGCUCCGAGACGCUCGCGGCGCCGUUAGCUUUCGCGUACUGACAGACGGCAAGCGGACGCCGCCCUCUUCAUCCUCCUCUUCCUCGUCUUUGUCGUUUUUAGCCACAGUGUGAAUGGCAAUAACCCCACGAAGCGCUCGCUCUCCAAAUUGCGCGCCAAUGCUGAAGCCCAAAUCCUCGCAACGGUUGCCCAAUGAGGGCACCGUUCGGACGCAAUAUUGCACUCGAUGACCUUGAAGGAGGCGGGACGGGGGCGAGGGUCACGCGCCGCCUUGCCUUGCGCGUUCGCAGACUUUCCAUCCUCGGCUGCGGGAGAAAUUCCAUCACCAGACUCGAGUGUCGUGGUCAAACGCGACGGCCAGCCGCGUAUGCGCGCUUUGACCACCAGGACAUCCGAGUCCUGCUCGCUUCGAAGCCGUCGAUGCUUUUUGCGCCGAUUUGAGUCCGCCGCCACGUCCCGUUUUCUGUGACGGCCAUUUUGGCUCGGUGCCGUCACCUUGGCCCUUGGAGCCAUUUGGGAGAAAAGUUGACCUCCAAAGGUGGAAAAGGCUCUUUUAGGCUUCAGCUUUGGUCAACUUUUUGGAAGAAACGUUUUCAGCAUUCGCACACAUUUGGAGAUGCAUGUUUGACUUUCUCCCUCCGCCCCUUCCAAUCCGUUUUACAGUGAUGUCAGCGCCGGCCACGCCCAUUUUUCUUUUCCUAAGCUCGGAAUCCCCCCCCCUCCCUCGGAAGGGCCCCGGCGAGAGUCGCUCGCCACGAGCCAGUUUGCCGCUCGCAAGGGACGAGCGGCCCCUUGCGAGAGGGAGAGACGGGCCGGCGGAUGUUUGCUGUGCGUGUUGCUGCGCUUGUCGUGGU